UAUGGCUGGAUAUCUGAGACAGGCCAAUGGUUACAAAGAUGAAGUUACUUGUUCUAUUUGCCUGCAGGUGUUUUCCUAUCCAGUGACUUUAAACUGUAAUCACAGCUUCUGCCUCAAAUGCAUCCAAGAUCACCUGAAGCACAAGCUGCCCGCUGACAAUUAUAUCUGCCCAGAAUGUCGUGUCGAGUUCGUUGAAAAGCCAAGAUUGCUUAAAAAUCCUCAGCUCAUCGCAAAAGUCGAAAACCUAUCAAAAUCACAGGAAAGGAAAACAGUCUGUGACUACUGUUUUGACGAGCCAGUGCCGGCGGCGAUGAGCUGCAUCCAGUGCGAGACUUUCUUUUGUGUAACCCACCUUCGCCCACACAGUGAAAGAGCAUCGUUGAAGGAUCAUGUUUUGGUCGACCCCAUGGAAGCAGUGUUUCUGCAGAAAUGUGAAGAUCACAAGGAAAUCCUAAAGCUUUAUUGCAAGCAAGACCGUGUAAGCAUCUGCAGUCUUUGCAGCAUUAUGGGGAAGCACAGGAACCACUCGAUCUUGACCAUAGAAGAAGCAAAAAAGGAAAUCCAGCUGACUUUCACAGAAAAUAUGAAACAGCUUAAUCUAAAGAGGACAAAAGCAGAAGAGGCUGUCAAACGACUACGGGAGCUAAAUUGCCAUGUGUUAGGUGCAUUUUCUGGAUAUCUAGAGAAGGCUGUGCACCAUUAUAAGGGAAUUAAAGCCCUUGUUGAAGAUGACGAACAGCAGACUUUGCGGUUCAUUGAAGCCGAUCAACAGGCUGCCACAGUGUACGUUGAAACACAGACCAAAGACUGGCUGGAAGAGCUAGAUGAUAUAAAAAGAGCCAUUCUGCACAUAAACACCAUAUUAAAUCAAAGUGAUUCAUUCAGAUUUUUAAAGGGAGCAAACUGCAAUGAACAUCGCAUUAAUUCCUUGCUGAAUAAUCAGAUGCCGGAUAUUCAUGACAUUGUAAUUGAUGAUGGAAAACUUUCUUCUUUGAUGAAGACAAUUAGCAAAUUCUCCAACAGUUUGUCCAAGAAUGACAUUUCUGUCAGAAAAGCUCUCCUGGCAUAUGCAACCACUAUUACUCUUGAUCCUGUAACUGCAAAUGAAAACCUUAUCCUUUCUGAAGAUCGGACCAUCGUACGCUACACAGAUGAAGUCAUAAAGGCUCCGUACAGUCCCAAACGAUUUGAUGACACUUUAUAUGUGCUUGGAUCUCAAGGUUUUACAUUUGGCUACCACUACUGGGAGGUGGUGGUGAACAACAAGAUGGACUGGGAGAUUGGAGUUGCUUACUCGUCCAUACCGAGAAAAGGCAAAUGUUGGUUGGGUCGCAACAAUGUAUCGUGGUCUCUCGAAUGUAGUUGUGACCAAUGUACGGCAUGGCAUAACAACAUAGCACUAAAAGUUAACGUCAAGGGAAAACUGAACCGGGUUGGAGUUUAUUUGAAUUACACGGGGGGAAUGCUUGUACUUUAUGAUGCUGAGAAAAUGGCAGUUUUAGUUUCCUUUUAUCAUAAAUUUACGGAAGCUCUUUACCCCAUUCUGAAUCCCUGCAACAGCAAAGGGGGAAAUUUUGCCCCUCUGACUGUUUUACAGCUGAAAGGAAUCAGCCAGAUCUAGGCAACAAAUGUGUUUUUUCAAGUCGAGAGUGUUGAAUUGUCAUGUGUACCGACAAUAGAACAAUUACAUUUUUUGAAAAUUAGAUUUUAUACAUAUAGUUUCCAAGUUAAAAUUAAAGAAACAGUGGCAAGAAAAAGAGAUAGUGGCACUUAGAGUCUCACAUGCAGUUCUGGUUGCGCAAUUACCGACAGGUAUGAUGUGGAACUUUGGAAAAGGUGCAGAGUGCUGCUGGAUUGCAGGUUAUUACAGGGAGAGGUGGAUUGUUUACUCUGGGAUGCCAGAGGUUGAGGGGAGAUCUGAUAGAAAUAUAUAAAAUUAUGACGCAUAGAUAAGGUAGACAGUAAGAACCAUUUUCACAGGAUGGACAAGAUCAAAUACAAGAGAGGAUAGCUUUAAGGUGAGAGGGGCAAAGUUUAAAGAAGAUGUGCGGGCAAGUCAUUUUUUGCACGGGGUGGUAGGUGCCUGGAGCAUGCUGCCAGGGAUUGUGGCUCUAGGCUGAUACAAUAGUGGUGUUUGAGGGACUUUUAGAUAGGCACAUGGAUAUGCAGGGAAAGGAGGGAUAUGGAUUAUGUGCGGGUGGAUAAGAGUUCAUCUUGGCAAAGUCCAAGAAGAAGGGCAAAGAAAUGGCAGAUGGAAUUCAAUCUGAGCAAGUGAGAUGUUGCAUUUAAGGAGGUCAAAUGCAAGGAUAAAAUAUACAAUUAAUUGGCCGAA
This is a messenger RNA of Amblyraja radiata (thorny skate), 2332 nucleotides long. Its product is annotated as E3 ubiquitin/ISG15 ligase TRIM25-like. Bases 2 to 1621 code for a protein of 539 amino acids. Gene Ontology annotation, molecular function: protein binding; zinc ion binding. The transcript has 6 exons. The record is from RefSeq and is a predicted model, not a curated record. NCBI's taxonomy places the organism in Eukaryota, Metazoa, Chordata, Chondrichthyes, Rajiformes, Rajidae.